Messenger RNA from Spodoptera littoralis (African cotton leafworm), 1143 nucleotides. Lineage: Eukaryota; Metazoa; Arthropoda; Insecta; Lepidoptera; Noctuidae. The record is from the annotation of a GenBank genome assembly.
AUGCCUUCCGGACAGAGAGAAACUACGGUUUCCAUGCCGCUGACACCAUCGCGGUCCGAUUUGUAUUGGCGCAGAAUUUUUGAAAAGUACGACAAAGAUAAAGAUGGACGAAUCUCCUACGUGGAGCUUAAAGAUAUCAUCAACUCGGUGGAAUACCAACAUGACCUGCCAGACAAUGUGGUGGACAAGAUCAUGGAUCUGGCUGACAGAGACAACUCAGGGUACCUAGACUUCAACGAAUUCGUGGCCAUGAUGCAGAAUCCGGACUUAAAAGCAGUAUUUGGACACUUUGUAGCGAGAUAUGUACACUCUAUCAUACCCCAUCGAGGACCAGUAGAUACUACAGGAACGUGGACAGGUUUCCGGCCAGUUACCAGAAGUGAUGGCGCCCAUAGCACGUCAAUCUUUACAUACUCAGACGGGACCUAUGAAGAAGAGUACAGCUGUUGGCCGCCCGCCGUCUGCAUGAUCCUCAUCUCCCUGGUGGAAAUCGUUCUGUUUUGCUACGAUGCUGCUCACGGACACACGCAAGGCGAUGGAACUAUCGCCAAGCUAUUCAUCUACAACCCACACAAGAGACAGGAGGCGUGGAGAUUUAUUACCUACAUGUUGGUCCAUGUCGGCGUGGUCCACCUCCUAGUCAAUCUUCUGGUGCAGCUGUUCCUCGGCGUCCCACUAGAGAUGGUGCAUCGAUGGUGGCGAGUGGUGCUGGUGUAUCUGGCGGGCGUGGCCGCAGGGUCCCUGGCCACCAGCCUCACAGACCCCAAGGUCUAUCUAGCUGGAGCUUCAGGUGGCGUGUAUGCGUUAAUCGCAGCUCAUAUCGCUACUAUUAUUAUGAACUGGUCGGAAAUGGAGUUUGCCAUCAUCCAGCUGUUGGUGUUCGUGUUAUUGGCGGCAGUGGACAUUGGUACCGCGGUGUAUGAUAGAUACUGGCGGCAUCUAGACCAAAACAUCGGUUACGUUGCACAUUUAGCCGGAGCUGUCGCCGGUCUACUAGUAGGCAUCGGUGUUCUUCGUAAUCUUGAAAAGAGGAAAUGGGAGAAGCGGCUCUGGUGGGCGGCAGUUCUCAUCUACUGUUCUCUAAUGGCCGCUGGUAUCCUAGCCAACAUCUUCUGGACUGAGAGAUUCCAGAAAAGUCAUUAA